AUGGUGAACGAGGACGUAGAUUUAAGGAGUAAACCCGGCGUGGGUGUGAUGCCGGGGUCUCCGCAGGGUUCGUCUCGGGUUCCGGGAAAUUCGGGACGGGUCCUGUCAAAGGGUGCCGACGAGGAUAUAAUUGUUGAUGAAGAACCAGCGCCAGAAGCUACUCCAGUGAUCGACCCCGCAUCCGUAUCAAGGUGCUGCAUAGAAAGGGGUCUGUUUCCGGCAGUUCCUUUGUUCUUUCAAUAUCCCUGCAGCACCAGCAAGGGUUGGUCGGAGUGGGUUGACGAUGAACUGAAGAACCCGUCUACCCAUGAUAUCCUAAGCCGGGCAGGUGUGUUGGAAGCCAUCUUUGCUUCUAAGGCUUGCGACAUCCAUAUUGAAGUCAAGACGCUUCGACACUUGGUUAGACGGUGGAGCACCGAGACACACACCUUUAUUUGUUCGUGGGGAGAGUUCACUCCCACGCUUGAGGAUGUAGCUAAUAUUUUCCAUCUCCCACUUUGCGGCAGCCAAGAUCCUUUCCACAUUGCAUUAACCCCGGAAGAUGGGCUAAAGCUUGAGACUUUGCGGAAGGGUGCUCCGACCUCUCCUAGUACCUCUCUAAGAUCCAGUAAUUGGAUUCAGUUUUUUGGGAACAGUGACCGAGAUGAGCCGUGUCGCCUUGCUGCGUUCGUGUCCUUGUGGCUCGGGAGGUUCCUCUUUUGUGAUUUUUCUCAAGACUGCUUGCAUGGGAGAGUGUUUCCGUUGGCUUUGGCAAUAGCACGGGGUAGCAUGAUCCCUUUUAGCCCCCAUGUUCUUGGGGCACUUAUAUCGCUUGCUUGA
Molecule: messenger RNA, 819 nt
Organism: Prunus armeniaca (apricot)
Lineage: Eukaryota; Viridiplantae; Streptophyta; Magnoliopsida; Rosales; Rosaceae
Source: the annotation of a GenBank genome assembly